UUGCGGUCCCAAAAACUUCAUGGACGAAAGCGUUUUAGUUUAACGUGUCGCUUUAGCUUACUCUUUGUAGAAAACAAUGACACAAAGAAAUAAGAUGAGCCUUAAGGGGCGUUCAGACCGAACGCGUGAUUGCUCUAAACAAAAAAUCUAGACGCACUGAAACGCAUAGAUAACCGAAAGCAGGUGUCUCGAGACGCGCUUUUAAAAGUUGACGUUGUUUUUUACUCGACAAGACGUCUGAAAAACGUCAGGCUAGCGCAUGUUUACGUAGAAAAACAAUGAAAAAUUAGCGCAGGCGGACACAAAAAACGCGUUCGCUGUGAAGAGGCGUGGCGCGCGGAGAGAAUGAUUGACGCAAGUUUCUCGCGUAAAAAGGGGCGGGGCGAGAGGUGAAGUGAAACAUGUUAUGUUGAUGUAUAUAAACGCGUUCUCAUCAAAUACGAAGACGCUGCUACAGGUGAACGCAAGCAAGGUUGUGUGUGCUUAUACGUGUGUGAGGUGUGCUGGUGUGAGGAUGGAUGUGGAGGAGACUGGAGCAGGUCACGUGGAGGCAGCGACUGCAGCAGAAAAGGCACCUGCUCCCAAACGCAGCAGAGGCAGACCUCGCAAACUACCACAGGAGUCUGUUGAACCCCCCGCUCCCAGGAGGCCGAGAGGAAGACCAAGAGGCAGUAAAAAUAAAGGCCAGAGGGUCACAUCCAAAGUAGAGGCACCUAAAGAAAGGAGACCGCGAGGUAGACCAAGAAAAUGGCCACAGCCUCAGAAAACAGUUCAUCAGGAAGAACAGCAGCCCUCUCAUCCUGAGGUGGAGGGGGCGGAGUCAACAGAAGACCUGCCCACUCAGACUCCGCCUUCUGAAUUGGAACCACAGGAGAGUUUGUAAAACUACCUCACUGGAGGCAAUGCUCCAACUCAGCUGCAACUGAAUAGUUAAAUAGUUUAAAAUAGUUUAAUAGUUAUUAGUUGUUUACAUUAUUUUAAUGUUCAAAAUUUUUAAAGGAGAACUGCCACUGCUUGCAUCAUUUAGUCAAAGAUUAGCCUUAAAUUGUGUCCAGGAACCACAUAGGACCACAAAACAAUCCCAUUGUGGAAGAUGCAGUUUAUUUAAUAUUGUACAUCUCAGGAUUCUGAAGAUAUAUGUUACCAAACUUGAAACUGAUCAUUUUACAGUUGAAACAUUGUGCAUUUUUAGAAUAUUUUGAAGUGUAUAAUAUUGUGUAUUGAUUUAUAUGUUUACAGUGGAGUUAAUGGAUUGGAAAAAAAAAUGCAAUUGUGUUGUUAUGAAAAUACAUAUAAAAACUAGUAAUGAGCAGGGAUGCAAACUACUCACCUUUCAGCUAAAGUCACCUUUUCUGUAGCUAAUUUGCCCAAAGUGUUUGGUAAAAUUUUCUACGGUUUCCUUAUUGAAAUUGAUUAUAAAUUGUCUUAAGAAAAGAAAAACAAUGUGACUGUGGCAAGGAACACAAAACUCCAUAAGAUUCCAUAAUAUAUGUUGGUUAAUGGAGAAAAAUAACCUUUACAUUUACACUUGCAUUUAGUCAUUUAGCAGACGCUUUUAUCCAAAGCGACUUACAAAUGUGACACAAAGCAAGCAAUGUGUCAUACAAAGUUUAACAACACCUGCAAUAUAAGACUGCUAAGUUCUCACAGUGGCUGGAGUAGUAAAGAUGCUAGUACAGAAGAUACAACCAAUUAAUCCUUUAAAUACAACAAACGAAUGAGCUGAAUAUAUACAUUUACCAUGACUUUCCCACCUUUUUCAUCUCUCAUGAGUUUGCAUCCCUGAAUGAGACAUAACAUCAAUAAUGCCGCAACUGUUCAACAAAUAAUUUAAAUUCAAAACAUGAAAUUGAAAUUGAGUACCUCUGCACGAGAUACCUCGGUUAUAUUGUUUUCCUACUCCAGAUAGUAUGUCAUUUGUUUUUGUUUUUUCUAAAUAUAUAUUUUUAAUGGCCAGUCUCUGGAGUGUAACAGGAUUAUUUUUGGCACUAUAUUAUAUUUUUUUAAAUAUAUAUUUUUAUAUGUCAAAUAUACACUAUAUGGCCAAAAUGUUGUGGACACCCCCUUCUAAUUAAUGAAUUUGGUCACUCCAUGAAAUCCAGUAAAGAAAAAUCUUAAUGUUUCUUUAUGUAAUGGCUUGGGCUUUGUGUGCUUCCAAAAUUGUGGCAGCUGUUUGGGGAUAGCCCUUUUCUGUUCCAGCAUGACAAUGCCCCUGUGAACAAAGUGAGGUCCAUAAAGAAAUGGUUUACUGUGUCUGGCGUGGAAGAAAUUGACUGGCCUGCACAAAGCCCAGACCUGAACCCCACUGAUCACUUUUGGGGUGAACUGGAACAGCAACUGUAAGUCAGGCCCUAUUGACCAACAUCAGUUCCUGACCUCACUGAUAGACUUGUGUCUGAAUGAGAGCAAAUCCCUGCAGCCAUGUUACUACAUACAGUAUAGUGGAAAGCCUUCCCAAAAGAGUGGAAGCUGUUAUUACAGCAAAGGGGGAAACUGAUGCCUAAGGUUUUGAAAUCAAAUGUUCAUCAAGCACAUAUGGUGUCCACAAACUUUUGGCCAUAUAGUGUAUAUCAUUUUUACUACAAAUUCUGAUAUUGCGCUGACAUGGAGGUGAUAUUUACAACAUUACUGAUGUUUAUAGCAUCUUUCAUUGAUCAUUUUUAGGAUAUUGAAAUGGCAAGACAGUUAUGUAGUUUUAUAUCAUUACGAUUUCUGGUUUCUUUAAAGCAAAGUACAGUUUUGUUUUUUGUUUUUUUUAAGAACUAGAGAAUAAAAAGUUAUUUGUGGAACUUUAAAAGUUUCUCAGAUUACAUCAGGUUGUGUGAAUCUCUUUUUGUUUCUAACUGGAAUUGUUAUUUUUAAGAAUGAUACCAAACAUUGUUUUAAAGUACAUCAUGGUAGAGCCAGUUUAGCCAUUAAAAAACCUGGAAAUAUCAGGGAAUUUUUAAAUUGUGUUUUCCAGGCCUGGAAAAUUCAUGGAAAUUUGUAAAGUGAAUAUAUACAGUAUUGUUCUAGUUUUUCUCUGCUCUGAAAUAUGUUUAGAUUAAAACAUGCUCACAAGCCAUAGUGAUGUUUGAUUUGUCAGUGAUUUAUUCUUUUUAGUCACUUCUUUCAAAAUGUAUCUAAAUAAUUCAUUAGCAAAUCGGUCUGAAUAAAACAUUUAUUUUUAAACAUCUGUAUCCAGUAAUCACAAAUGCUUGAAAGGGUCAUGGAAAAGUCAUUGGGCCCUAUUUUAAGAGCAGAAGCAUUACGUGCAACGCCUUAAGUGCAAAGUCAAUGGUCAUGGCCAUGAAGUUUUAGUAUGCAAGCAUGUGCUUAGUCUAGGCGCAAGUGGGUUUGGUGAAAUCAUGCGCCAACACACAAAAGGCUGGACCGGGUGCAAUUUAAUUCUGAGGUUCUUCUCUGGUUAUUCCAGCGUCUGCGUCCUAUUUUAUAGUCCAUUCCCUUUCAAGCACUAACAAAUUAAACAAAGACAGCACAUUCAUAAGAAGCUGGAAGUGUAAAUGGACUUUAUGCAAUGAAUUAAAAGAAUAGAAAUGUGGACUUACAUUCUUUUGUGCGUUAACUGCGUCCUUGAUGAAUGCCAGGCAUAUUUCUAUGACAGUGACCCGCUCCUUUUAUAUGCAUGGAAAAUGCUAGUCUCGUCAAAAUUUGGAUUUGUGCUUUAAAUUAUAUAGAAUGUAAGUGUUAUUAAUCAUUUUCAUCUACUGACACACAAAUCAUGACUGGUCAAUGAUUGUAUGGGAAAGCACUUCACUUCUACCGGACGAUUUUGAUGUGAACAAAAUAAAUUCAUUUAUUGAAACACAAACAAAUUAAGCCAAAUAUAUUUCUAAAUUCAAACUAAAUGAAAAUAUAAUCAAAAUAAUGAAGUGGUCAAAAAAAUCAUACCAAAUCCAAACAUUUUACUCUGUCCAACUUCUUCCACCGGCCCCUUUUUCAGUGACUUAAUAAUCGCUCAAAAACAAAAAUAAAACAAAAUGCAGGAACUGAAUUUGGUCUUUGCGCUGAGUUAAUACGUGGUAUUGAAACAUCUUAGCGCAAUGACCAAAUUCUCAGGAAAAUAGCAAAUGCUCUUUGCACCAGUUCAUUUACAUACAAUACACCCAGUGUUUGCACGCCUACACUCACAGUAGCGCAAACACUCCCACCAAUGCCCGUUUGCGCUUUGCGCUGGCACAAAAAUUGCACUUAGAAUUAGCACUCUCACGAAAAUUGGAUAAGACACUGCACACGGUCGUUGCGCUGCGCUAUGCGCACUCACGAAAAUAGAGCCUAUGUUCAAAAUUGGUCAAUUAAUUGGUCAAAAAGGGUAGGAACCUUGCUUUUAAUUCAUAUUAAUUAAUUAGACUGUGGUAAAGGCUUCUCAAAAGUGUUAUUAUAUUCUUCAAAGAUCAGUAAUGCGGUUUCAAACAUGUUUACAUACUCCAUGUAUUUGCCUUUAUUGACUAUAGUCUGUUUUUAUUGUAUUAACCAAUAAAAUAUGUUUUGGUUGUAUGCUUUUUAACAAUUUUUCCAUAGAAACAGAGAUGCACAUGUAAUAGUCUAAAUGUCUGUUUUUAUUAUGUCCUUAAUUGUCGUAAAAGUUUUAAAAUUUCUUUCAAAU
Molecule: messenger RNA, 4606 nt
Organism: Myxocyprinus asiaticus (Chinese sucker)
Lineage: Eukaryota; Metazoa; Chordata; Actinopteri; Cypriniformes; Catostomidae
Product: high mobility group protein HMGI-C-like
Exons: 6
Coding region: 407-883 (158 amino acids)
Biological process (GO): regulation of DNA-templated transcription
Cellular component (GO): chromatin; nucleus
Molecular function (GO): DNA binding; transcription coregulator activity
Source: RefSeq, a predicted model, not a curated record